UCUCCUUCCAGUCUCAAUAAUCCAAUUUGCACAUUUAAUCGUUCGCACACGCAACCAAGCACACAAGCAAGCAUGUCGCAGCAGUAUUCCUACGGUCCAGGUAGUGGCGGGUAUGGCUCCACUGGCGGCGGCGGCGGUGGUGGUGGAGGAGGAGGGUACGGAAGCGGAGGGUACGGCAGUGGGGGUUACGGUGGUCCUCCUGCCGGAGGACCUCCGCCGCCUCCUCAGCACCCCUAUCAGCAGGGCGGGUACGGAGCCGGAGGGUAUGGAGCUUCACAAGGUCAGGGAGGAUACGGAGCUCGUCCCCCUCCUCCCCCUCAGCAGCAGCAAGGAGGCGGGUAUGGAGCUGGUGGAUAUGGAGCUGGUGGAUACGGAGGCGGUGGUGGCGGACCUGGGGGUCCACCUGGUGGGGGUUAUGGCCAGCCACAGAGACCCCAGGCUUUCAAUGACGCUACAGGGCCUCCUCCUGGAGCUGAUCUCCAAUUGUGGCAGUGGUUCAUCGCCGUAGAUGGCGACCGAUCCGGUCGCAUCAGCCCUGUAGAGCUGCAGUCUGCAUUGGUGAAUGCCGACAAUACCACAUUUGAUCUGGACACGGUCAAGAUGCUCAUGACUAUCUUCGAUACGGAUCGCUCGGGAGAGGUCACAUUCAACGAAUUCGUCGGUCUCUUCGAGUACGUGCAAACAUGGCGUGGCAUCUUCCAGAAGUUCGACUCGGAUCGCAGUGGCUCCAUCGACCAAAACGAGCUCGGCAAUGCACUCCAGUCCUUUGGCUUCGGCCUCAGCCCGCGUCUGCUGACAAUUGUCACCCAAAAGUACAUCACUCCUCCCUCUUCUUCUCGUCAACCCCCAGGUGGAGCUAGAGUAGGAAGCGGCGUGACCUUUGACCGCUUUGUACGGUGCUGUUGCGUGGUCAAGGCGCUCACAGAGGGAUUCCAGAAGCAUGACCCGGUGAGUGAAUCGAACGAGGUAGCGGCACCGAGCCGAGGAGUCUUGGAGUGAACCUACCUGCUGACUUGAUCUACCUUCCAAAUUUGCAAUGGGGUUGGGCAGAAUCGCAAUGGAUGGGCACAAUUGAGCUACGAGGACUUUAUGGUCCUGGCCCUCUCCGCACCAUGAGCGGUGGAGCGAGCGAUCGAGCAUGUAAGCGAAUCUAGGAGAUCAGACUGUAUGCAGGACGUACCAUCCGCGCAAGCAAUGGGAUGACGAUCAGGCUCGCGGCUCGCGGCAGGUAGAAGGGAACGAGACUCGAUUGAAGCGUAAUCGUAGAUGUAUAAUCAUGAGUGCCCUGUAAUUCGUCGAUACCACACCAAUUGAAUCCCUCCCCCCCCAUUCUCACGACUGCUACUGUAGUCAGCAAGCAUCGUCACCCAGCC
This is a messenger RNA of Microstroma glucosiphilum, 1373 nucleotides long. Its product is annotated as EF-hand. Lineage: Eukaryota; Fungi; Basidiomycota; Exobasidiomycetes; Microstromatales; Microstromataceae. The record is from RefSeq and is a predicted model, not a curated record. Bases 73 to 999 code for a protein of 308 amino acids. The transcript has 7 exons. Gene Ontology annotation, molecular function: calcium ion binding.